Messenger RNA from Raphanus sativus (radish), 1626 nucleotides. Its product is annotated as meiosis-specific protein ASY2-like. The coding region runs from base 1 to 1626 and encodes 541 amino acids. The record is from RefSeq and is a predicted model, not a curated record. The transcript is spliced from 4 exons. NCBI's taxonomy places the organism in Eukaryota, Viridiplantae, Streptophyta, Magnoliopsida, Brassicales, Brassicaceae.
AUGAAGGUCAAGCAAGAGAUAGGCGAGAAGGCCAAAAGAGAGACGAAGAAGGCUAAAGACUUAGUCGCGACGAGAGCCUCUAAGCGGAUGAAGAAGAAAGAUGGUUCCGGCGGGAGUUCCUCUUUGGGAUCUCACUCGCCAUCCUUGUUGAAGAGUCAAGAGGUUGUUAACCUCAUGGUUCAGGCUCACGGCCGGAAGGAGUUAGCCAAGGCCUGUUCCUCCGAUGAGUCUCCGGAAUCUGCCCCCGAGGGUUGGCUUUGCAUCCACGAGAAAUAUAUCUCGAAGUGCCAUCUUAGGUUCCCGCUCCCGGACCUCUUGCUAGAUCUUCUUGAUCAUUACCAGUUAGCUCUCUCUCAGCUUUGUCCCUCGGUUAUCCGGGUAGUAAACGGAUUCAUCACCAGGGCCAAAGAGGAGGGAAUCGUUGUUGGUCUAACUGAGUUGAUGAGCCUCUAUGCGAUCAAAGAGAGCUCUACUAAAGACGGUGGUAGCAGUACCUACUAUCUUCCUUGUCGCCCUGGGUUCAGUCUUUUUAAAUCCUCCGGUAGUGAUGAUGAUUGGAGGAAAAAAUAUUUUUUCGUUAAGAUCGAUCCUUCGACAGUUCCAAUGGGUCGUGCUCUCUCGGUUGUUUGGUCCGAGAUAUCUGGUAUCGACGAUCCUCCUAAGCUCACUGAUAAGCAGUCCAGGGCUCUUUUUAGGAGGCUACAUCAAAGUUCCAACGCUUGGUCAUCCUUUACUACUUCUCGCAUUGGAUCAGCCAGGUUCCCGGAACGAUACAACGCCAGUUUCCCCGACCCGAUCCCUGUCGAAGACUUAGAAGUUUCUGAAGGUCCCAACGUAGUGGAAAUUUCAACCGGAGCUAGCACUUCUGAGAACGAAAAGACCCUAGUUCCUAAAAUGAGACCUUCUUUCCGUAACCGAAACAGAUCUGCAGCGGCUGCCGGCGCUUCGCGGGGCAGCGACAAGUCUCAAGGAGGUGCUUUUAUUAACACGCUGAAGGAGGUCCUUGAUGAUGCUCCUGUCAUGGACGUGGGUCCAGCUGAAACUGGAGCUCGAGACGUUGUUCCUCAUCCUGAGGUCUUACCAGCAAUGGACAAUCCUCAUCCUGCCGGAGAUCCCCUCGAAAUUGAGCCUCCAAGACCUAAGAGGUCUCGGACUGAUGUGGGAGACAGGCCAGUCAGGUCCACUUCCUCAUCCUCGCGAGGUGGAACCGUUGGUUGGAGCUUUACCCACUCUAAGCCGGGGUCAAUCUUGGAUGACCCUUGGAGUUUGGCAACUGUUCUGAGGCAUCUGAAGAUGGUGGGGUGCUCUAUGCCCUCAGUCAACAGCUUGACCAACAAGGAAGAAUACGUCGAGAUAGCUCAUCACUUUGGUCAGCUAGCCGGAGCCAUCAACAGAGCUCAGCUAAAGUUUGAGGAGACCGUGCGCGGUGCUCCUACUGCUGCGGAGUUAACUCAGGCUGCUGAAAUGUUCAAGGCUACCAAGAUGGAGCUCGACCAGGCUCGUACUCAGGUUUCUGAGCUUCAAGCCGAGGUCAAGAGGCUUGGAUUGAAGGCUGAUACUCAGCAGGGAAAAAUCGAGAGUCAAGCCAUUGAUAUCCAGGUGAAAGGCAGGAAAAUCAACGACUAG